Messenger RNA from Diuraphis noxia (Russian wheat aphid), 2232 nucleotides. RefSeq names its product Quiescin sulfhydryl oxidase 1 (gene Qsox1). Gene Ontology annotation, molecular function: flavin-dependent sulfhydryl oxidase activity; protein disulfide isomerase activity. NCBI's taxonomy places the organism in Eukaryota, Metazoa, Arthropoda, Insecta, Hemiptera, Aphididae. Gene Ontology annotation, cellular component: Golgi membrane. The record is from RefSeq and is a predicted model, not a curated record. Gene Ontology annotation, biological process: protein folding.
GUAAUCAUCCAUUCGGUUCGCAUCCGACGAACAUUUGGAGUCUGUGGUACCAAACACCUAACAAUUACAAAUAAUAAUUUAAUGUUAUUUCUUAUUACAUUCUACAGUGACUGCAGUCGAACGUUAUAAGCUUUUUGGGUUCGUGGACGGUGGAAGAAGAGACAAAAACAAUCGAGAUAUCGUCGUUCGUCGCUCGGCCAGGCGACGGCCAGUCCUGUCGGCCGUCGCUCAGUUUAGCCGUGUCGCUCGCACGUUUCGGUUGGUUAGAUUUGGACAGUCUGACUUUUGUUUAGAUUAGGUUAACCUAACGGCCGACGGGUAGACAACUAGAAUUGGACAAUCACGAACAACAGCGGUCGGUCGUCGAUAUAUUGUAGUUGACCGAUUCAUCUGGACAAGAUGUUGAUAUGCUAUAGCGGUCAUGCCAUGGCUGUCUUGUUAGUUGCAGCACUCAGUACUGCGCCGACAUGCACAGAACUUAUUGGCCUGUAUGAAGAYUCUGAUAUGAUGGAAAUAUUGGACAGUACCAAUUUUAAUGACAAAGUAUUGCAAGGAAAUACAUCAUACGUGAUUGAAUUUUACAAUGCUUUUUGUGGACAUUGCAUUCGGUUCUCUACUCCUUGGAAAGGAUUUGGAAUUCAAGUCUAUGGCUGGAGAAAUUAUGUGAAAGUUGGUGUUAUUGACUGUUCAAAUGAAAUAAAUAGUCAAAUAUGCCGGGAUUAUGAAGUCAUGGCCUAUCCAACCGUACGCUACUUUCCUCCCCGGCCAGAACCAAGUAAUAUUGGAAAAGAUUUUAUUAGAUCUUUUAAUAUACAAAUUAUGAAGGAUUUUCUUAUUAAAAUGCUUCAAGAAACUCAAAAUAGCACAAAUGUAUUAAAUUUGUGCGAUAUACAACCAUUUGAAAAUGCAAAUGUAGAAUUGGAUUCAAAUAAUAUUUUAACAUUUAUUAUAAUUAGUACACCAAAUAAUACACUUGCUCAGGAACUUAUUAUUGAUUUCUGUCCCAUCAAAAAAGUUAAAAUAAUAAGCGCACUGAACUCUAAUACAGCAUUGGUCAAAUUAUUAAAAGCAGAAACAUAUCCAAGUAUCUAUCUUGUUGAAAACAAGAACCAAUUCACAUUUUUAGCAAGUGGUAAUAACAAAACAAAUUUUACCAACAGCAUUAAUACAUAUUUAGAAACAGUGCAUAUGACUUCAUUUAGUAUAAUUGAUAUUACUACUUCGCUCUAUAAUUUAUCAUUCCAUAAAGACAAAGGUUCUAUGCAUAAUAACACAGUUUAUUUGUCAGAUUUAGAAGCUACUCUGAGGUAUUCUUUGGAGCACGAGAUUUUAUCACGAAGUGUUAUUUCUGGUGAGUCAUUAGAUGCAUUAAAUAGUUAUCUAGAACUUCUUAUUGAAUGUUUUCCUUCUAGCAUUAGAGGUAAAAAAUUCAUUAAGUUAAUAUGGGAAAAUACACGAUUCAAUAAGACAGUGUCAGGAGAGAAGCUUGGGAAUCUUAUUAACAACUAUGAGUUUUUAUUAAAACCUUAUGUUACUAAACACAGUUGGAUUGGAUGUGUAGGUAGUCUACCAAUGUAUAGGAAAUAUCCAUGUGGCUUAUGGACUAUGUUUCACACACUCUCAGUACAAGCAUCUAUAAAGAACUUGACAACAUUUAAUGGAAAACAAAUUUUAGAAACUAUUGCUGGUUAUGUUAAACAUUUCUUUGGAUGUACAGAGUGUUCUGAACAUUUCAUGAAUAUGGCUUCCACAAUUAAAAGUAAUGUUUCGUCGUUAGAUGAUGCAGUGCUGUGGCUUUGGUCGGCUCAUAAUCAAGUGAACCAAAGGCUUAUGGGUGAUGUUACUGAAGAUCCAGUGCAUCCAAAAAUAUUAUUUCCAUUAAAAGUACAUUGUGAUACAUGUCACCAAAAUGGUACUGAUGAGUGGAAUAAAACUGAAGUGCUAAAAUAUUUGAAAUAUAUGUAUUCAGCUUUCAGCCUCCAAAAGACAUCAUAUCUUGAUAUUCAUUCUCAAAAUGAUAAUUUGAUAAUCUUAAGUAAAAGAUCCGUUGAUGUUGAUAGUUAUAAUUAUAAUAGUUAUGCAUUUGAUCAAGAAGAGUGGAAGAUUGAUGUUAGCACUUGUAUGAUAUCAUAUAUUUUGUCAUGUAGUGUGUUAAUGAUAUUAUUUUAUUUACUGUUGAUAAAGAAAAGGUGUAAAAAAAAUAAUUAUAUUUAUAUUUUACUGGGUAAAUAG